Molecule: messenger RNA, 1233 nt
Organism: Symbiodinium necroappetens
Lineage: Eukaryota; Dinophyceae; Suessiales; Symbiodiniaceae
Source: the annotation of a GenBank genome assembly
AUGAACUUGAGCGAAGUGGAGGAGCUUUGUGAAGCUGCCGCCUAUUUCAUGGAUACGGAGCUGGCCCAUACCGUCGCUUCGCAGAGGAACCUCGACGCAUGGAACGAGGUCUGCCGAGAAGUCUUUGAUAACUUGAGCUUCGAGGCGCAGCAGCUGCUCCGUGAGAUGCGGUCUUCCGGCCGUCAUCGCAAGGAGCUGACAGAUUGGGAGAUCGACGGACGAAGCGGCCGAUGGAAGCAGCAGGUCAUCGCAAGUGUUACGAAUGGUACACUCAAAGAGAAGGCAGAACUGCCGGAGUUUGUUCCAUUGCAUCAGAUUCCAAUGGCUUUCAAAGAAGCCAGGGUAUUGAGAUUCAAUGGCCGGAAACUUCUUCCAGACAGCAUGUUCAACGCAACGCUGGCUGGCAUAGAGCGACUUCAUCCGGACUCGGCCGACAGCACCUUCAUGUUCGGUUCUUUUGAUUUGGGGGGCUCUGUCUGUCGCAUUUUGAUGCUGCUUCCCCUGACCCGUGAUGAGGUCCGUUAUGGUGACGCUGGUAUCAAAGGCCGCACGGGCACAGAACUCACUGCUGCCGAAGCCUGCGAAGCAUUGCGCCGCAAAGGCGCUGCUGUUCCUCAAGGGUGCCCAGCGGCGCCGUUGGCGCUUCAGGCGUGGAUGAGCGCCGGCGCGUAUGAGGUUGAUAGGCAAGCCGCGCAGGCGCAACCGCAGGAAGCGGCGGAUCAACGUGCUCGUCGUAAGGCUGUUCUUCUUGAGUUCUUGCGGAACACCGAGCCAGAGGUGGCGGCGGCUGUAGGCUUGCUGCCCAUUCCGGCCGAAGAUAAGCUGCAGAACUGCCGAGCUCUGGCCGUCAGCAAAGCAGCCUAUGGCUGGAUAGCGAGGCUGCCUACCUUGCAGGACACGCAUGGGCUUGCGGCUACUGUGCGGCGCGCCAUGGACACCGCUAAGGGGGCCAGCAAGUGGUCUCGUGCAGCUGUGUAUGGUGGAACGACGCAUCUGGAUUGCAUCUCUGGCACGAAGCUGGCUUGCAACGCGCAGAGAUGGAUGCUCAAUCCAGCUGCGGCGCCCCCGUGGAAUGGUGGAUACGGCACUGUCGCGUACACCUUGCGGAAGUGGCUCCGUAACAGAGGCUGGGACGGGGCAAUUCUGUUAAGCGAGUUGCACAUGUCGGUGCCGGUGAGCAUGGUGAUAAGUUGGUUCCCGACGACGCUGACGACGAUGAGGGCAUCACCUUGA